AUGGGCGAGAAUAUCGCAAAAGAAGAAGCAUUCACAAAAGAGUUCUAUUCUCGACCAUGCCAGACAGACGAUUUUUUGAUGAUUGAAAGAGUUCAGCAAAUUCUAAACGAUAAGAAUCAGAAGCCACAAUGCAGCUCUCCUACUUCAUGGACAGUCUGCGAAAAGGUCGCAAUGUUCGAAAGCCUUAACACGCAAACUGGAUCAGAAAAUGACUGGCUCAUCCCUGAUUACCCAAGGAGAUUCUCAUUCUCCUCAGAUUGCUCCUCCUCGAAGAAGAUUGAAUAUUUUGCGACUGAAAGAAAAAAUAACUCACAAUAA
Molecule: messenger RNA, 318 nt
Organism: Oikopleura dioica
Lineage: Eukaryota; Metazoa; Chordata; Appendicularia; Copelata; Oikopleuridae
Source: the annotation of a GenBank genome assembly